UCCUCUACAUGUCCUCAACAUCUUUUUACCUGUAAUUUAUACUAACAGCUGUUUCUGCUCUGCCCCACCUGUCUGACAAAACGUGGUAGUGUCAGUGAUAAACGAAACAUUACCAACUCUCAUUAGGUUCGGAGAAAUAGAAACCGAAAGUUAUUGAGGCAGGAACGGAAAACGAAUCUAAAGCAAAGGGGGCGUGUUGAUCAGCUGAGGCAUUCUGUAUAUAAACUCUGACACACCUGCUGCGAGCAUCAUCUGUUCACCUGUCGCCAUCUCACAAGGCCACUUUCAUCAUGGAGAUAACCGUCACGAUGCUGGGUGGGACGUCCCACACACUGACUGUGUCCCCACAGGACACAGUGGGCUCUUUGAAAAACCUCAUCCAGAAGAAACUACGAGUUCCCCUUCAGGACCAGAAGCUGGUCUUUGUCAGCGGCCAGAAUACAACUCUCAGCGAUGACUCAAAGACUGUCAGCGAAUACGGCUUACAGUCUGGCUCCCAGGUGUCUCUGUUGGUGACCCAGCCGGCUACCAUCCAGGUGUUCCUCAAAAACGACAAGGGGACGAGCAGUGUCUAUGACAUCAAACCCGACGAGACUGUGACAGACUUCACGCAGAAGGUCGGGUCCAGAGAGAAGGUGCCGGUGAGCCAGCUGUAUCUGGUUCACGAAGGCAAACAGAUGACGGAGGGUAAGCUGUCCGACUACGACGUCAAAGCGGGGAGCACCAUCUACAUGUGUCUCCGUCUGAGAGGAGGCUGAGGUCACCGUCACAUGGUUAAUAUAUAAGAAAGUUAAUAUACCGUAUUUUUAUUUAAUAUAAAACGCAGUGUUUUAUUUAUUUGUAUUGUUAUUUCCUCCUCCAUUGUUGUUUCUUCCUCCCGAUUGCAAAAAACUAAAUUUGUAAUAAUAUUAUAAUCUGUCAACUGUUAGCAAAUAAAGUCACUAAUGUGAGUUUA
Siniperca chuatsi (mandarin fish) is the source of this 955-nucleotide messenger RNA. Its product is annotated as polyubiquitin-like. The record is from RefSeq and is a predicted model, not a curated record. The coding region runs from base 291 to 758 and encodes 155 amino acids. Gene Ontology annotation, cellular component: cytosol; nucleoplasm. Gene Ontology annotation, molecular function: ubiquitin binding; polyubiquitin modification-dependent protein binding; proteasome binding. The transcript is spliced from 2 exons. NCBI's taxonomy places the organism in Eukaryota, Metazoa, Chordata, Actinopteri, Centrarchiformes, Sinipercidae. Gene Ontology annotation, biological process: proteasome-mediated ubiquitin-dependent protein catabolic process.